AUAACAGCAAUGAGGCUGGUCGACAUAUUUGCUCAGCUGCUUUGGUGUGUUGUUACUGCUGCUUUGUAUCAUGGCUCGUACUAAGCAAACUGCUCGCAAGUCAACCGGAGGCAAGGCGCCCCGCAAGCAGCUCGCCACCAAGGCAGCCCGCAAGAGCGCACCGGCCACCGGCGGCGUCAAGAAGCCCCACCGCUACCGGCCCGGCACCGUGGCCCUGCGCGAGAUCCGCCGCUACCAGAAGUCCACCGAGCUGCUGAUCCGCAAGCUGCCGUUCCAGCGCCUGGUGCGCGAGAUCGCGCAGGACUUCAAGACCGACCUGCGCUUCCAGAGCUCGGCCGUGAUGGCGCUGCAGGAGGCCUGCGAGGCCUACCUGGUGGGGCUGUUUGAGGACACCAACCUGUGUGCCAUCCACGCCAAGCGAGUGACCAUCAUGCCUAAGGACAUCCAGCUAGCCCGCCGCAUCCGCGGAGAGCGAGCGUAGUUAUACUAACAUCUUUCUUUGAGACUUAAACCAAAGGCUCUUUUCAGAGCCACCCACGUUUUCAGUUAAAAUGGCUGUAAAAAACACGGGACACUAACCUGAAGGGUGCAUAAGUCAGCUAAGCGUUAGAAACAAAAGAAAAUGCAUUCGGGUUAGGUGCUUUUGCUGAAUUUUCCCGCUAGAGGGUUAAAGAGACGUGAAAUAGGCAUUUUAUGAGCAUUAAAUACGGCUUCUGGAGCAUCAAAUCUGAGAGAAAGAGCUUUACCAAAACGUGGCUAAAUCAUUAAAAGAAAUGGGCUUGUCACUAUGAACUGUGCAGUUUGUCU
Messenger RNA from Galeopterus variegatus (Sunda flying lemur), 807 nucleotides. RefSeq names its product histone H3.1. Gene Ontology annotation, cellular component: nucleosome. NCBI's taxonomy places the organism in Eukaryota, Metazoa, Chordata, Mammalia, Dermoptera, Cynocephalidae. Gene Ontology annotation, molecular function: structural constituent of chromatin; protein heterodimerization activity; DNA binding. The record is from RefSeq and is a predicted model, not a curated record. The transcript has a single exon. Bases 71 to 481 code for a protein of 136 amino acids.